Messenger RNA from Pistacia vera, 2225 nucleotides. Its product is annotated as nuclear pore complex protein NUP107-like. The record is from RefSeq and is a predicted model, not a curated record. Gene Ontology annotation, biological process: regulation of DNA-templated transcription; protein import into nucleus; post-transcriptional tethering of RNA polymerase II gene DNA at nuclear periphery. Gene Ontology annotation, molecular function: structural constituent of nuclear pore. Gene Ontology annotation, cellular component: nuclear pore outer ring; nuclear pore. NCBI's taxonomy places the organism in Eukaryota, Viridiplantae, Streptophyta, Magnoliopsida, Sapindales, Anacardiaceae. The transcript is spliced from 10 exons.
AUGAAUCCCUUGAAGAUGUUGGACUCUAUUAAGGGCUGGAAGACUGGAAGCUGUGACUUUGCCGAUCUGCUGGACAGAUACUCCAAUUUUGGCAGCCAUGGAGAGCUCCACAUUAUGCCCUUUGGAGGAAUGGACCUAUUUCCAUCUGUUGAAGCCCUGGUGAAGAAUGGAAAAAAUAGAACUCUUCAAGCCAUUGAACUGGAAAUGGUAUUGGUCACCAGUGGCGUCUUUGGAAAUGGGCUUCCUAUUGUACAUCAGAGACUAUAUAUCACAUUAUCUUUGGCUUUUUCCCCUGCAAUUUUUCAUUAUUUUGACUUGCAGUAUUAUUUUCUUUUUCAUUAUGAUAGUGUGCAUGUGAACUAUAAAAUCUUCCUCUCUGCUAUGGAGUAUUUGCCCUUUUCUCCAGGAGAUGAUUCAAAAGGCAGUUUUGAAGAAACUAUUGAGAGGGUUUUGUCAAGAUCUCGGGAAAUCCAACUUGGGAAAUAUGACAAAGUAACUGAUGUUGCAGAGCAGCACCGGCUGCAGAGUCUUCAAAAGGCUAUGGUAAUCCAAUGGUUAUGCUUUACACCUCCAUCCACCAUUGCUGAUGUUGCAGAUAUCAGUGCUAAACUGCUUAUGCGAGCAUUGAUACACAGCAACAUAUUAUUCAGGGAGUUUGCCUUAAUUUCUAUGUUGAGAGUGCCAGUAGUGCCUAUAGGUGCGCAUCCAUUACUUAGUUUCCUUGCUGAACCUUUGAAGCAGCUUUCAGAAACUCCUGAUACACUUAAGGAUUAUGUUUCUGAGAAUCUAAAAGAGUUCCAGGACUGGAGGGAGUACUAUUCCUGUGAUGCAACGUAUCGGAACUGGCUUAAAAUUGAAUUAGAGAAUGCUGAUGUCCCUGAACUCUCAUUUGAGGAAAAACAAAGAGCCGUUGCAGCAGCCCAAGAGACACUGAAUUUAUCUUUAGUAUUGCUUCAACGAAAAGAAAAUCCAUGGUGGGUUUCCCUUUAAGACCAUAUAUAUGAAUCAACUGAACCAUUAUUCCUUGAAUUGCAUGCUACAACAAUUAUCUGCCUGCCUACUGGCAAAUGCAUGUGUCCUGAUGCCACCAUAUGUGCUGCAGUAAUGAGUGCUCUUUAUUCUACAGUGAGCGAGGAAGUUGUGCUAAAUCGCCGAUUAAUGGUGAAUGUUUCUAUUUCAUCGAGCAACAAUUACUGCAUCGAGGUUGUGCUUCGCUGUUUGGCAGUAGAGGGUGAUGGACUUGGGUCUCAUGACCUAAAUGAUGGUGGCAUUCUUGGUACUGUGAUGGCAGCUGGCUUUAAAGGGGAGCUUGUUCGGUUCCAACCAGGAGUUACAAUGGAGAUAUGUCGAUUGGAUGCUUGGUAUUCAAGUGAAGAUGGUUCUUUGGAAGGUCCAGCGACAUAUAUUAUACGGGGACUUUGUCGUAGGUGCUGUCUUCCAGAAAUCAUUCUUCGUUGUAUGCAGGUUUCUGUUUCGCUUGUGGAGCCGGGUAAUGAACCUGAAAGCCAUGAUGAGUUGAUUGAAAUUUGGAGUAAUUUAUGACUUCUAUGACUUACACAUUUGUAGACUUCUUGCCCCAUUGGAAAAUCAAGUAUUGAAAUCGCAUUAAGUUUCGAGAGUCAAAAUGUUUGAGUCAGUGUUCACGAAAUAGAUGUUGAUGAGCUGUGACCAUUGGUUUUCCACAACUUGAACCUUUUUUCCAUAAUUUGGUCAUACCUUAAAAUUUUUGUUUAGACUUCUUGCCCCAUUGGAAAAUCAAGUAUGGAAAUCACCUUUUUUCCAUGAUUUGGCCCUACCUUAAAAUUUUUGUGUAGACUUCUUGCCCCAUUGGAAAAUCAAGUAUGUAAAUCACAUUAAGUUUCAAGAGUUAAGAUGUUUGAGUCAAUGUUCAUGAAAUAGAAGUUUAUGAGCCGUGACAAUUGGUUUUCCACAACUUGAACCUUUUUUCCAUGACUUGGCCCUACAUUAAAAUUUUUUUGUAGACUUCUUGUCCCAUUGGAAAAUCAAGUAUGGAAAUCACAUUAAGUUUCAAGAGUCAAGAUGUUUGAGUCAAUGUUCAUGAAAUAGAUGUUGACCUUGACCCAUAAAAAAUAUGGCAAAGCACAUGAGUAACAUUGUCUAUCUCUAUUCAUGUACACUUAACAAGCACAUGCUCAGACAUGGAGAGAUAUUAAAUUGACAAGAUAUUCUUUUGAUUGAGGUGGAUUUAUGCUCCUCAUGCCCUA